GUGAAGUUCCAAAAUCUAACCAAUGGCGUGAAACGAAAAAGCAGACUUAUAAAUGUGGAUCAGACCAUUGCGUCCAGCCCAAGUUCAAGCCGGAGCACCUCACCAAGGAAUGCGGUGCCCGUACUGCGCGGCGAGCCAGGGGCGGUGCGCCACCACUUCGACCGGCAGAUUAAUUACAGAGUGCAGCUCAUGUGGCCGUGUAGUAGAGGAGCGUCAGACACAGCCCCACCACCUCUUCCACACUCGUGCACAUGACACUCCCCUCUGCCUCGUUACCUCCGACCUCCCAACUCUGCCGGUCUCCGCCACCGCUUCCGGCACAUCCAAUAACGAUGACGAAGACCCAUUUGAGCCCACUGGAUUCAUUACUGCCUUCUCCACCUGGUCGCUCGAGCCAUACCCAGUGUUCGCCCAAUCUUCCAUUUCCUUCGCAGGACAUCUAGCUGAGCUAGAACGCGUACUCGAGACAACGUCUUCGCCUUCCAGUCCUUCGAGCCCCUCUGUCAUGGUGGAUAAUCUUAGGGCAUAUUUGCAGAUUAUCGAUGUGGCUUCAAUUCUGGGAUUGGAGUAUGAUAUAUCGGACCACGCAUUUCAGCUCUUCAGAGACUGUUCUUCCGCCACGUGCUUAAGGAAUCGGAGCGUUGAAGCGCUUGCCACUGCUGCGCUUGUUCAAGCUAUCAGGGAAGCUCAAGAACCCAGAACGCUUCAGGAAAUAUCACUUGCUGCCAAUUUACCCCAAAAGGAAAUCGGGAAGUAUAUCAAGAUCCUCGGAGAAGCUUUACAGUUAAGUCAACCUAUUAAUAGUAACUCCAUAUCCGUCCAUAUGCCAAGGUUCUGUACACUUCUUCAACUGAAUAAAUCUGCUCAGGAGCUGGCAACUCACAUUGGUGAGGUGGUGAUGAACAAAUGCUUCUGCACUCGAAGAAACCCAAUCAGCAUCUCUGCUGCUGCAAUAUAUUUAGCCUGCCAGCUCGAAGACAAACGAAAGACCCAAGCUGAAAUAUGUAAGGUAACUGGACUAACUGAGGUCACCCUUCGUAAAGUGUAUAAAGAGCUCUUAGAAAACUGGGAUGACUUGCUGCCCUCAAAUUAUAGCCCGGCUAUCCCUCCAGAGAAGGCUUUCCCUACAGCCACUAUUGCAUCAGGGCGUUCUUCGAACUCUAGGGCUGACAUCAUCAUCGAAGCUAUUUCUUCCGAGCGUGAAAAGCAAGCUGCUGAAGCUAAGGUGAAUGAUAUAUCCCACAUGGCAUUUGGGCCGCAGUCGGAUAGUGACAAAAAAGGUCCAGUUGGUGGUAGUAGUAGUGAGUGGAAGAGUCAAAAUGUGGUUCAUGCUGUGGAGAUUGAUUCUCAUCACCCUAAAACUCUUGAGGAGAUGCAAGUAGAGACAAAUCAUGCGAUGGGCAUUUCAGGUACUACAAGAAUUCCAAUACCCUAUUUCUCCUCUCAGUUUGAUUCUGGUGUUGUUCCGGUGUCUUGGCCGUUUCAGUUUGUGCAGCCACAGAAACAUAAUGUUAAACAAGACGAAAAAGAUCAUGUCAACUAAAGUUGGUAGUCUUUGAAGUGUACAGUAUAUUUCUUUGCUGGGUGUCUCAUGUCACAAUGUUCUCUUUUAUUCUUAUACUCCGCGUAUUAUACCUUUGAAAGUAAUCAAAUUUAUGUAUUUUGAUAUGGUAAAAUUUGGCCAAUCAGAAAAGUGACAAAUAAUAAUAAAAGAACUUCAGACAUUAAAG
Molecule: messenger RNA, 1730 nt
Organism: Cuscuta europaea
Lineage: Eukaryota; Viridiplantae; Streptophyta; Magnoliopsida; Solanales; Convolvulaceae
Source: the annotation of a GenBank genome assembly